This is a messenger RNA of Sus scrofa (pig), 1547 nucleotides long. Lineage: Eukaryota; Metazoa; Chordata; Mammalia; Artiodactyla; Suidae. The record is from RefSeq and is a predicted model, not a curated record.
CACUUGCAUCCCCUAGCUUCUUUUUUAAUUGUACAAAGGACUUCUCGGUCAGGAUGGACAAACAUUUCUUGUUGCUCUUAGCCCUCUUCUGCUGCAUUGUGGCGGUGAUACCACUGACAUGCAUUACAUGCCACCUCCGCACACAGACAGAUCGCUGUAGAAGAGGCUUCGGUGUCUGUGUUGCUAAGAAGCAUGAGACGUGCAUGAUCUUAAAGAUCUUCCAGGAUAAGACCCUCCAGUUAUCCUACCUGGUGUGUCAGAAAUUCUGCAGAGACUUGACAUAUGUCCGCAACAAUCGAACUUAUGUUCAUACAUGCUGCAACUACGAUUACUGCAACUUUAAAAGUCUAAAAUAUUUUUUCUCCUGAGGUCUCACUUUAAGAUGUUUCUGAUGUUUCUCUGCUUGCACUUGCAUUCCUGCCCUGUCAAGGAAGUACCCCAACUCUCUCUGAAAUUCAGGGUUAUCCCACCUGUUGUCUCCAGCUUGGUUCAGCUACCUCGGUUGGAGAAUAGUGAUUCUGAACAACAGAUUUCUCCCAUUCUAGGGACUGGCAUUUCUAAACUUCAACAAGCCUACCCCAAGAGCCCAAUAGAAAAAUUUAAAAUAAGACCAUUCUAGGUCUUUGUGAUUAUCUGAGAUAGUUGAGGCAUACUAGAAAUUUUUCAGCUGAAAAUUCACAAGUAUUUUUAUCUAAAACCCCCAUUUAUCAUGGUUAUCAUUAAGCAAAAAUAGCAAUAAAACAGAUGGUGGACAGUCAAGAUUUUCCUCUAGGGACAAAAAGUUAUUUUCCCCUGAGAACAGUGUCCAUCUCAUACUCGGUCAUGAUUUUCUUGGCAUGUACAAAGUAUUUCCAUAGUCAAUAUUAGUAGGAAACAGCAAAUAAAGAAUUACCUGCCUCUAUGACAUUCACAGCUCACACAGUCACCUCUAGGCCUGUCAAGGUGUACUUUCAAGAUACAUUACAACUCUCAUUUCUUCCCCUUCCUCUUCUAGUCUUCCUCAAUUCCAUUCCACUUUCGCCACCCACCCCCACUCUGAACUUCCCAGCAACCCAUGCCAUUGCUGAACAAAUCCUCUCUCCUCUGAAUACUCAAGUCACUGUAUGAAUACUUUUUUUGACACUCUCUCAUAAUGAGUCAUUUCUCUGUUUAUUUAAUUUGCCCUAGGACGUUAUCAAUCACAGCAAGAGGAGUGCCACGUCUUACACAUAACUAUUGCCUUUGGCUGGCCAGUUAAACUUUACUGUGCUUAAUUGAACAGCCAGUAAAGCUGAUGAAGUUUUCUCAUCCAUCUGUUUAGCCUGGAGGACUUGUGGCUUCAUGCCUUUGCUGGUUUACCAUCUAUUUUGUUGAGUAUACUGGAAAUGGUAACUUCUACUCCCAACCAGACCAGACACAAAAUGUUCAUUCCAGGGCCCAUAUGCUAUGUGUUUUUCUCAAAGAGAUUAUGAAAGAGACAUUUCUUUCUUCCCCCGCCCCCUCUUUUUUUUUCUUUUCAGGGCCUCACCCAUGGCAUAUGGAAGUUCCCAGGCUAGAGGUCAAAUCAG